Molecule: messenger RNA, 402 nt
Organism: Peniophora sp. CBMAI 1063
Lineage: Eukaryota; Fungi; Basidiomycota; Agaricomycetes; Russulales; Peniophoraceae
Source: the annotation of a GenBank genome assembly
AUGCUUUCCAGCUACUUUCAGGACGAUAGUCUCGCGGACCGUCAAGCUGGGACCGCGCGACGCAUGGUAUUGGACGAUACGCACCGGUCCUUGUAUCCUCAUCCUGUCAAUGGCGAUGAUCCAACACCUCCCGAAGCUUUCUUGGACCAGACUCCUUCCCGAAGCCCUCGAGUGAUUACCCAAGACGCUCUCGGUAGCGACUUGGAGAAAGCGCUCGUGGGCGGUGGGAAGGAGUCUAUUCUUUGGACGCUGCAAUCGAAGACGAAAUCCCGAUUAGCCGAUCGGCCCGCCAAGGGAGAAGCUCUUCAAGCAGCUUUCCAUCUGGCUCGGGAAAGCUUCAGUGUUGGGGCGCGAAGCGCCCCGGUGUUCGCACGGGAGACCGUGCAUGAUUCAGCGGGCUGA